This is a messenger RNA of Fopius arisanus, 3111 nucleotides long. RefSeq lists its product as uncharacterized. Lineage: Eukaryota; Metazoa; Arthropoda; Insecta; Hymenoptera; Braconidae. The record is from RefSeq and is a predicted model, not a curated record. The transcript has 5 exons. The coding region runs from base 288 to 830 and encodes 180 amino acids.
AUGGAAAUGAUGGAAAUGAUGGAAAUGAUGGAAAUGAUGAAGAUGAUGAAAAUGAUGGGAAUGAUGGGGAUAUUGAGGGCCAAGUGGAAUCGCUGGAAAAACCCUGGCAUCAUCGUUAUCAGACCCAGCGAAAAAGAAGGCGCGAGUGUGCGAAUAAACAUCGGAGAAAUACCCUUAGGACGCAAUUCUCUCAUCUACUGAAAAAGAUAAAAACAACAUCGGAAAAUUCUGUGCCUGAUAGCACGGUGACCAGACCGGAACCAGAAAUCCUUGCGGAAGUUCUUCUUAUGUCUGAUCUCGAUGGCGCUGAUCUCAGCUCUCUCAGUCCUUCCAAUAUAUUUAACAAAGUUUUUGCCGACUCUCGCCAUUUUACUUCCGAUUCCGCAAAUCCCAUCCACAACUCCUCGGCUAAAGAAACCGCCAACAAAACCCAGAGGACUAUUCCACUAAUAGAAUCCAACGGUGAGGAAAAUAUCGCCGGUCCUGUAGAUGAUACCUUGAGCAAUGAAGAAUUCGAUGACUCAACCCAAUACAUCAAUCUUCCACCAGUGAGAAAUAAAUUCGAACCCUCUGGCUAUUCCACACCCGUGGAUAAAUCCCCACCGAGUGGUGAGAAAAAAAAAAUACCAGCAAUGGGCAGAUUUCAAUUCACUAAAGUACAAAUAAAUGGCAGCACUAAACCCGUAUGGUUUCCUGGUUACAUCGUCAUAAGCUCUGUACAACCAAAUUACCUGAGGAUAACAGCAAAUCCGGAAGCUGCAUUGUCGGAAAUUUGGCGGCUGUGCAGACCCCAGAAUAUUUUACCAUCAUCCAAACUCCUCCUCACAUGAGCAUCCAUUUUUACCGAAUAAAUACAACGAUUGCGGUUUAAUUUAACUUCCGACAACGAGCGCAACUCAUCUCCAACUUCCUCUGGCUGAGUGGAAUUUAAAAAAUGGCAAAAAUAAAAAAUCUCUUGCCAUUUGAGAAAAGCUUCACACAGCUACCGAAUCCCCCGGUGAUAAAAAUUAAUGAGCGAAUAAACCAAGGGGAAUACAUUCGUCGAGUUAUUUCGUUAAUUCAGAGAUUAAAAUUGUAUUCAGCGAAUUGAUCGUGGAGUUAAAUGAAAAAUACAGGAGACGACGAAAGCGAGAGUCCGGAGUUUAUCGAGUGAAACAGAAAUCUCAUUUCUUUUUUUACAAGAGUAAUUUGACUGUUUGAAACAAAAGGGAUGGGAGGGGUAGUUGGAAUAAACCAUUGGAAGGGUUGUGCAAGGGGUAGAGGUACACUAAUCGAUGUACGUGCCACGUCUACCACGAGAGAAAAUUCUCGAAGAAGGAGAAUUCAGAGGAGAGUUAUCGAGCACCAGCAUUCGGACACCCCUCGAGUCACGUAGCAUGACCCAAAAACGUGACUAACCCUUAUUCUUACAGCGAAAUAGCAAGUAUUAAGAGAAAAAAAUAUACCGAGAAAAUCUCAAUGGAGAAACAAAUGAAAAGAAAUAUUUCCCGUAGAAACACGGACGGUGAAAAAUUCGCGAUUCCCAGGUUCUUGUCUGGUUCCUGUUGUAUACUCACCGGAAAGAAGCUUCUACAUGGCAACGAUAGCAACGAUGGCAACGAUAGCAACGAUAGCAACGAUGGCAACUCAUGGGUAAGAGAGAAUUUACAAUGAUUGUGAUCGGAAAUGACACAAAGGCGAGAGGAAAGAGAGAAGGAUAAAGGGGAAUUGAUCAACGGAAGGAUGCAGGAAGUCACUGGGGGAUCAGAAUACCCUUUGGCAUUGUUUGAAAUCUGCGAAUGGAGUACAAGCCGAUGAACUAGGGCAACGAUUUUUUAAAAUGGUGAGAAAAGCCAUAGGGAGAGUGGAAGAUAUGGCCAACUACUGGGCUACCGCUUGCUCUCAAACUGACAAAUGGUUGUUUACAAUGGAUUCGCUUGGAGCUUUUCACUGCAAUUGUAUUUCAAAUCGUUGAGAGGGGGUGUAAAUUUCUCGGUAGUCGUUGGGCUUCUCAAUUUUGCAAGGUUCAUUUUAUAUUGGGUUGAGGAGAACAGCAGAGGAGUGCAAGAUUUUGUGGAGGACUCUAGGUACCUUCAGAGGAGUUACGAGGUGAUGGAAAGUUAUUGGGAGUUAUGGGAAUUUAUGGGAAGUUAUGGGAAGUUAUAGGAAGUCAAUACUCGGGAUUCAGAUUAUUUAUCGGGGCAUGGUGGCAUCGUCCACCGAGUGAAUCAUUUAUUUUAAUGAUAAAGUCAUUGUUCGUCGGGUUUAUUCGUGUGUAUUAAUUGAAGCUGCAGGUAUAGAAUUGAAUUGAAAGUUCAGGGGAAUCACUGGCAAUCAUGAGGAAAUUCGUUUUGAGUAAGGAAUUCUGCACUCGGAGAAGCGCCGGGUCAAUUGUCAUCUGGGGAGAAUUAAUCGAUGACAGACGGUGAAUGGAUGAAUGUCAUUAAUUAUGGGGUAGUCAAGGUUCAGUAGCCUGCGAUCUGAUAAUUGUCAUUGAUUUGCAGCCAAUGGAUUGGCAAUUGUCGAGUGCUGCUAUUGCAUGGACAACUUGAUUUUAACUAUUAUAAAUAGUUCUCGUCGAUUGAAUGAAUUGUGGAGAGAAAUUAGCGGAGACAUUUUGUAGAUUAACGCACGGAAAAACAACAGUUGAGAUUUAUAGGGCAAAGCUUGAAAAGGGACGAGUGAAACUACCUUGGCAGUAUUUUCAGGGGUUCAAGCAAAUUAAUUUGACCCAAAUAUGCUUCCUCGGAGUUACAAACCUCAUGUGGAACUCUAUAUGUGGGAAUUUCGAGUAAUGGUGAAUGCCAAGGGGAAGGAGGAAUCCGGUGAAACUUUCGGAUCCAGCACUACCUUCGUCGGCUACAUUUUAUCCUGUCGCCAUCUUGCUUAUGGUGAAUUUUACUUCCUUUUAUGGCGUUCCCCACAAUAGCGGAAUUGGUGGGAUUUUUUUAUUUUACUGUCGGAAUAAUGGGAAACCUGGAAAGUGUUCACUGCGGACCAUCGACGUGAAAUAGAAGUUUUUCAAUCGUCAAUAACUCCAGAUCGAGGGAGUAAAAUUUAUCCUGAUCCCAUCAUUUUCUCAUCUUCUAGGUACUUGGUUUGACUUUUAAAUGAUUUACGGAAUUAUUCAUC